This is a messenger RNA of Peronospora belbahrii, 1005 nucleotides long. NCBI's taxonomy places the organism in Eukaryota, Oomycota, Peronosporomycetes, Peronosporales, Peronosporaceae. The record is from the annotation of a GenBank genome assembly.
AUGACGGGCAUCGAGCGCUACGGGUCCUCAGGUGCACAUACAGUGGAGGGUAACGUGGCUGGAUCAAUCGCUGCAAAGCUGACAAAGCAGCGUGAGAAACAGCAGAAAGAGUAUGAGGAUAAGAGACAGGAUAUAAAGAAGAUCAACCGUCGAGGAACUCGCAUUGACGCGAAUUUUCAGUCGCACCAGGACGACGACGAGAGCGAGUUCAAGCGCCAAACAGUGGGACUUGUGACAGCUGAAGAGUUUCGACAGAAGCGCAAGGAUUUACAGAACCGGAAAAGCGCGUCUGUUGACUUGCAACCAGAGGAGCAGCAGCAGACGGAGCUAAAGACGACGAAGAAGAAGAAGCGGGAAAAGAAAAAGAUGGGGCUAUUAUCGUUCGAUUUAGGCGGUGAAGAUGAAGCGGAGGAGGAACUUGUGCAGUCAAAACGUGCAAAGAAGAGUAUAAAGAAUCCUUAUGUGGAGACGGACUUUUUACCAGACAAAGAACGAGAGAAGGAGGAGGCUCGCGAACGUCAGCGACUCCGUGUAGAGUGGGAAGCAGAGCAAGAAGUGAUUAAAAAUGAAAAUGUUGCAGUGACCUACAGCUACUGGGAUGGUUCAGGGCACCGGCGGGAGAUCACGGUUCCAAAGAAGACGACGAUUGGCAAGUAUCUGGAGCUUGUGAAGCAGCAACUAGUUUCCGAAUUCGCAGAGCUGCGCGGUGUCAGUGCAGAGAAUCUGAUCUACAUUAAGGAGGAUCUCAUUAUCCCCCACCAUUAUUCAUUUUAUGAUUUGAUUGUAACAAAAGCGCGCGGGAAGAGUGGACCGCUCUUCCACUUUGACGUACAUGACGAUGUUCGUCUCCUACAAGACCGACGCGUUGAAAAAGAUGAGUCACAUCCAGGCAAAGUGGUGGAUCGUCAUUGGUACGAAAAGAACAAGCACAUUUUUCCUGCUAGUCGGUGGGAAGUGUAUGAUCCUAGCGUUAUCCGCGAGAAGUAUACUAUCCAUGGCGACUAA